Molecule: messenger RNA, 1708 nt
Organism: Podarcis raffonei (Aeolian wall lizard)
Lineage: Eukaryota; Metazoa; Chordata; Lepidosauria; Squamata; Lacertidae
Gene: PSMG1
Product: proteasome assembly chaperone 1
Exons: 7
Coding region: 140-1003 (287 amino acids)
Biological process (GO): proteasome core complex assembly
Cellular component (GO): endoplasmic reticulum
Molecular function (GO): proteasome binding
Source: RefSeq, a predicted model, not a curated record
CGAACGAGCACACGGCCCGGACCGCCCUCCCUUCCUUCCUUGCCGGUCGCUGUGACCCGGAAGGGCUCCCGGCGCGUGUCUCGGCAGGCAGGCGGGCUGAGCGAGGCGGCGGCUCUUACUUGAGCUGCCCGGGGGGGAGAUGAUGGCCACGUUCUUCGGCGAGGUGGUGGCGCCUCCGUCCCGCGCUGGCGACGACGACGACGACGACGAGGAGGCGGCGGCCCUGGAGCGCGAGGAGACGCCGGAAGAUCGCGAGAUUCGCCAGCAGCUGGAGAAGAAAAGGGAAGUUCACAUCCUCUGGAAUUCAACAUCUACUGCAUCUAAUAACGAGCAGUUUCCUUGCUCAAAGUUCGUAUUGGCUGUAGGGCAUAAUGCAGUAGCAUUCUUGUCUUCCUUUGUUUUGAGUUCUGGAGGCUGGGAAGUCGUUGGAUCUGUCAAAUUGUGGAAUGAGUGGUGCAGAACAUCAAAUACGACCAAAGUCCUUCCAACAGAUUCCUUCUGUUUGUUCUAUCGGUUGAUUUCAGAUCCCACAGUUUUAUUGUGCCAGUGCAGUUGUUAUGUGGCAGAGGACCAACAGUUUCAGUGGCUUGAAAAGGUUUUUGGAUGCAUGCAGAAGACGGAUUUGCAAGUGCUUGUUCUUUCAACGUGCUCUGUUACGGAAUAUAAAACAACAGAAUCAACUCUAACACUUCCUUCUCCUUUUCUGAAAGCAUUAAAGACAAGCACGUUCAAAGAUAAAGUCUGUUGUUCACUACUAGAACAGCCAAAUAUUGCACGGGACCUCCCUGCUGCAGUUCUCAGUUACUGUCAAGUGUGGCAGAUCCCUGCAGUGCUUUAUCAGUGUUACACUGAUAUCAUCAAACUGGAUUUGGUAACAAUUGAAGCUUUUGAGCCCUUGCUAUCUUCCAGAAUCCUGAAGGGUUUGGUGAAGGACAUUUCAAGAAGCACAGAAAUAUUGAGAAAAGUGGUGACAACAAAUGAAAUUGAUAACAUCUACACUUAAAAUGGAGAAUUAUUUUGGAUACUUUCAAACUCCAGUAUUUUGUCAACUGCAGCUACUUUGCCUGGAAGCAUUUGGGACUUGUAGUUGUUCCUUUAGAAGUGGAAUGUGUUAUCUUUUGUACCAUAUGCUGACUGUUGUGGGGUGUUACCAGCUGAAAUGAAUUUAAAGGUGACGUUUUUAUUUUUCACAAACUCAAGCCACUUUUUAUUUUUGCCAUGAGCAAAGGCAACUCCUUACAUUCUUCCACCAGUAAUCAAAUCUAUAUUUUAAUGCAGCAAAAUAAUUGCAGUGGAUGUGGCAAAGCCCCUGUCUGUAAUUGACUGAGUUGGCCUCCUACCACAGAAGCAGGGCAGGCAGCAAAGCCUGUGGAUGCUGUUAGUCGAAGUGCUUAGGUACUAGAGAUAGGCAAGGCAUGCAAAAUAGUCUAAUAAGAUGCAAGGACAUAGGAAGCAAGCACCUGAUGACUGAGAAGGCAGGAGGCUAAGGAAGGCUUAGGAGAAGAGGGUGGGACUUUUAAGAGAAAGUGGCCCAGAGGAAUUUCUUUGUGGGGGAGGAAAAAAAGUAAAAUGGUGAGAAUGGACAGGUAGGUAGAGUAGCCACUUACAUUUCCUCUUUUUUGGCAAUGUUUAUCACCAAAGAAGAAGACACAGAUUUGCAUAAGCUAAUUUACAUGUGUAGAUUUAGAAACAGUUGCUACCUUUUCAA